AUGCCUCUUACAAUGAAUGUCAAUAAUAAUUCGACAUGUUCGACGGAUCUUGUUCGAAUAAUAAAAUUUGAAAAGGAAAAAAUCAAUCAAAUUUAUUUUAAAAGAAAAUCAAUUCUAGCAACAGUUGCCUAUCAAUAUUUAGAUAAAAUGCGACAAGAUCGUAAUCUCACUUUCGAUUGGAAAAUUUCAUUUAGCACAACCAUUAAGAAAGCCACAAUUGUUACCAAACAUCUCAUAAGUUAUUUCAAGAGUAUACCAAAUAAAAAGUCAACAAUUAUCAAUUCUGAAGAUAUGAUUCAUUCAAAUUUCAUUGAUUCCAAGAAGCAAUUAAUAGAUUUCAUCUCAUUACUAGGAUUUAAUACAUCAACACAAACUUUCAAAGAUAUAGUUCAUAAUCGUGAACAACUUUAUCAAUCAUAUGCACCAAAUAAUUAUUUCAAUAUAAAUCCAAUUAAACGUGGUUUUACCAUUCAAUCGAUACUUGAUAAAGUCAGAAAUCGAUAUGCACACAAUGAUAAGUGUCAAAUUAUAGUAUUUAUCUGUAUCACCAACUGUUAUGAUGAUUUACCUAUUAUUCGAGAAACGGUACCGCCAGGAACUUGUUUUGUUGCACUGCUUGAUACAAAAACGAUGAGUGCAUUUAAGCAAAAUUCUCUUACAGGAGUAGAUCCAAUGAAUAUGCAAAAUCAAUGGGAUCUUAUUGAUUUAGGUUCGAGUGAUUCGCUAUUUCGUGUCGCUGCUAAACUAACAGAAACAGUAAAAAUGCUUGGGCAUCGAAUGUUUCCUAUGGCUAAAUGGUUUGUUUGGCUAAAUGGUAAGGCAUUUAUAAUCAAUAUUAAACAAAUCUUAUUACUAGCGACGACAUCAAUAAUUGGUCUUCAUCAUCAUGAUUAUAAUCGAACAUCAGAGUCAGAAGUUAAUCUCACAAUUAUUCGUGUGAUACUUCGUGAAAUAGACAAUGCUGUACAGCUUAAUAAUACGUUGCAAGAAAUAGAUCUUCAACAGGCCGAAUAUAAACGGGAUGGUUUUUAUUCUCGUUCGAAUACAAUCAGAUUACCAAUGUUUGAUAUUGCAAUAUUCAUAUACAGAAAUAAUCAUCCGUGUUCAUUUCGUUACUUAUGUGGAUGGCAUAAUGAAAUCAAUUAUUUUUCUUAUAGAGGUCAAUUAUCAGUUUAUUAUUCGGCUCAAAGAUUAAAUCUAAGUGAUUACUUAGGUUUCAUUCCACGUCAAUUUUAUCACACGCUUGGUCAUCGUAUUACGUGUUAG
Molecule: messenger RNA, 1266 nt
Organism: Rotaria sp. Silwood2
Lineage: Eukaryota; Metazoa; Rotifera; Eurotatoria; Philodinida; Philodinidae
Source: the annotation of a GenBank genome assembly